This is a messenger RNA of Nematolebias whitei (Rio pearlfish), 1863 nucleotides long. RefSeq names its product solute carrier family 15 member 4 (gene slc15a4). Gene Ontology annotation, biological process: transmembrane transport; oligopeptide transport. Gene Ontology annotation, molecular function: transmembrane transporter activity. The record is from RefSeq and is a predicted model, not a curated record. Lineage: Eukaryota; Metazoa; Chordata; Actinopteri; Cyprinodontiformes; Rivulidae. The transcript is spliced from 8 exons. Gene Ontology annotation, cellular component: membrane. Bases 78 to 1808 code for a protein of 576 amino acids.
CCAACUUAACCCUAUUUGUGUUUUCCCCCCUGUAGGUUUAACGUAACUUUUUUGGGAUUAAAGCUGUUUCUAUCAAGAUGGCGAACAACAGGGAUGCGGAUGAGAGCACCCCUCUAUUGGACUCAGGUGACAGUCCUUCACCACCAUCAGUCUUCCAGGGAAGGAGACUUGCGUGUGCAACUGUCCUGCUUGCUGAAUCACUGGAAAGGAUUGCUUUCUACGGCAUCACGUCCAAUCUGGUUCUGUUUCUUAAUGGUACUCCUUUUUAUUGGCAAGGAACGCAGGCGAGCCAGGCUCCUCUGGUGUUCAUGGGAAUAACAUACCUGAUUUCACCUUUUGGAGGCUGGUUGGCAGACGCAUACCUUGGGAAAUUUUGGACUAUUGCCUCAAGUUUGAUCCUGUAUUUUAUUGGCAUGCUGUUUUUCCCUUUUAUUUCAAACAACAAUACAAGAAUACACCUAUGCGGAGAAGAGAAAGCGUUUCCAGUGCAACCUCCUGAAUGCACAAACGGCACCUCUCUAUCUAGUAAAAACUGCCCCAUCCGUGACCCAUAUUGUAGCCCAGUAAUCUAUACUGGACUCUUCUUAAUUGCACUAGGUGUGGGUACUGUGAAGUCCAACAUCACUCCAUUUGGAGCAGAUCAGGUGAAAGACAGAGGACCCGAGGCCACUCGCAGAUUUUUUAACUGGUUCUACUGGUGCAUCAAUUUAGGAGCCAUUCUAUCUCUGGGCGGUGUGGCCUACAUUCAGCAAAAUGUAGGCUUUGAGGCUGGCUACAUCAUCCCCACUGUGUGCCUCGGCGUGUCCUUCCUGGUGUUCCUUGUGGGACGAACAGUUUUCAUCAAAAAACCUGCUGAUGGCAGUGCCUUUUCAGACAUGUUUAAGAUCCUUGGCUUUGCCUGCUGUUCAAAGAAACCAAAGGAGCCCAACUUGCUUUGCAACAAACCAGCUCUACUUGAUAGUGCAAAAGUGAUCUAUGGUGGAAAGUUUCCAGAGGAAAAAGUGGAGGAAGUAAAAGCUUUGGUGAAAGUCCUUCCAGUUUUCUUUGCUCUUAUUCCAUACUGGACUGUGUACUUCCAGAUGCAAACAACAUACGUCCUGCAGAGCCUCCAUCUGAGGAUUCCCGACACGCCCUCAAACAUCUCUGACAACUCUAAUAUGAAGUUCCGCUUCCCGGCUGCGUGGCUCACUAUGUUUGACGCAGUGCUCAUCCUUAUGCUGAUUCCUCUUAAAGACAAAGUGGUGGACCCCAUCCUGAAGCGCCGGGGCCUGCUGCCCUCCUCUCUGAAGAGGAUUGCUGUGGGGAUGUUCUUUGUAAUGUCAUCUGCCGUGGCAGCAGGUAUUUUGGAGUCCAAACGCCUGGAGCUGGUCAAAUCAAAUGGUACCAUAGACCAGGUGCUCGGCAAAGUUGUCUACCACGCAGCGGAUUUACCCAUAUGGUGGCAGGUGCCUCAGUAUGUGCUGAUAGGAAUCAGCGAGAUCUUUGCCAGCAUUGCAGGUCUUGAGUUUGCCUAUUCUGCAGCCCCCAAGACCAUGCAGAGCGCCAUCAUGGGGCUCUUUUUCUUCUUCUCAGGGAUUGGCUCCUUUGUGGGCUUCGGUUUGCUGGCUUUUGUCUCCCUGCCUGAGAUCGGCUGGAUGUCAUCCUCCAUAGACUUUGGUAACAUCAAUGAAUGCCAGCUGCACUACUACUUCUUCCUCCUGGCAGGCAUCCAGGGCGUCACCUUGCUGGUUUUCCUUAUCGUCUCUGUCAAGUAUGACAGGCAGAAAGUCAGAGUAGGAAGUAUGCGGCAGAGACACACCUCCUCUUGACCUCAGCACACUUCCCAGUGACCCCCCCCCAAGAACUCCUGCCUUCUGACACAAA